CUUAAGGAAUAGGAUAAAUAUGGCUGUUAAGGGUGAGAACUACUUAGAUUCCCUUCAGUUACCUGUUCAGCGCAUGCACUUAAUUCAGGUGGACUCUGUUCAGCGAUGGAUGGAAGAUCUGAAGUUGAUGACGGAUUGUGAAUGUAUGUGUAUUCUCCAGUCCAAACCAAUCAGCAUUGAGAAGGAUGAAGAAAAUGAACUUAUGCUUUCCUCACAACAUAGUACAUGUGAUAACUUGCAGUUGCUAUUAAAAAGAGCCUGGAUUGUAAGCACAGAGUUUACCAGGAUUGCUCAAAAACUGGAGAAGAACAGAUGGCAAAGAGUCCACAGCAUGACAGUGCGCGUCAACUGCCAUGUACGUUCAAUGAUAAAUGAACACAAUAUGUUCACCAGGAAUUCUUCAGAAGAAAUGCACAAGUUUGAAAAACUCUUACUAGACAAAUGUUCAGAGUUUACAGCGUUCACAGAAAGAUGCAUACAAACUGAGGAUGAGCAGAUACUGAGAUCCAUGAAGUCUUGUAUUAAUGAAACACUCACUACUGUUGCUCAGUAUUUUGGCCAGUUGAUAGAGCUGAUUUUAACAAAUGAAGCACAGAAUCUGCUGAGACAAAUAGAAUUGUCAGACAAUGUGUACAUCACUGAGUCGGCUCUUAGUAGUUUAUUCAGCCUUACCCAGGAAGGUGCUCAUCUGUGCCGCAUCAUAGCUAAGGAAGGAGGUGUAGUUGCUCUCUUUAAGAUCUGCCGCCAGGAUUGUUUCCGGUGCCUUUACCCACAGACACUGAGAACGUUGGCAUCUGUUUGCUGUGUAGAGGAAGGCAUGCACCAGCUGGAGAAGGUUGAUGGCAUCCUGUGCUUGGCUGACAUUCUUACUGAUAGCAGCCACUCUGAAGCCACUCGUGCAGAAGCGGCAGCAGUUGUUGCACAGAUCACAUCCCCACAUCUCACGUUCACUCAGCAUCUCAGCAGCUUCCUGGAAAAUAUGGAGGAAAUCGUAACAGCGCUUGUCAAACUGUGCCAAGAAGCCUCAUCUGGUGAAGUUUUCCUGCUAGCUUCAGCAGCCCUUGCCAAUAUUACUUUCUUUGACACUGUGGCUUGUGAGAUGUUGCUCCAGUUAAAUGCAAUGAAGAUUCUUCUAGCAGCGUGUUCAGACAAACAGAUAGUGGAUACUCCAUAUUCCCGGGAUCAGGUGGUAACAAUAUUGGCAAACAUGUCUGUGUUGGACCAGUGUGCAUCAGAAAUCAUUCAAGGAAAUGGUGUUCAGCUUUUAUUGGAAAUGCUCUUUGAGAAAUCAUCUUCAGGAAAUUCAGCAGAAGUUGCUGCUUGUGAGCGAGUCCAGCAGAAAUCUGCAGUUACACUGGCGCGACUCAGCCGAGAUCCUGAGGUGGCAGAUGCAGCUGUAAAACUCAGCUGUAUUCCUCGCCUAAUCAAACUCUGCAGAUCACCAACAGAAAGAAAUAACAGUGAUUCUGUUUUAGUGGCAUGUCUGGCAGCCUUACGACGACUAGCAAUUAUGAGUCCUGAUAGACUUGAAGAUUCAGAUUUUCAGCAGCUGGUAAAGCCCAGACUUGUGGAUUCCUUUCUGCUAUGCACAAAUAUGGAAGAGAGCUUUGUAUAAACAUGAGCCAAAAACCUCAAAGGAAGAUAGCUUCUGAAAAACUAUAAUAGUAUACAAUCUUAUGUAGUUUUAGCCUAUUAUUUAUGACUUAUUUAUUUUAAAACCACAAACAUGUGGUUUGUAGUAACAAAGAAACAGAAUAAUUAAAUUUGUUUCAAGGGUUUACAAAGGUAACUUCA
This is a messenger RNA of Tinamus guttatus (white-throated tinamou), 1794 nucleotides long. It is a transcript of the gene INSC, whose product is annotated as INSC spindle orientation adaptor protein. Gene Ontology annotation, cellular component: apical cortex. The record is from RefSeq and is a predicted model, not a curated record. Gene Ontology annotation, biological process: asymmetric cell division; regulation of asymmetric cell division; apical protein localization. NCBI's taxonomy places the organism in Eukaryota, Metazoa, Chordata, Aves, Tinamiformes, Tinamidae. Gene Ontology annotation, molecular function: cytoskeletal adaptor activity; protein binding.